AUGACCAGACCGGAGAUUCAAGCAACCGACACUUGGAAUUCCUGGCUCCCGUUCUUUUCAUCAAAUCCAAACCUAUUUUUACAAAUCAGCCAAUGCACCUCAUGGAAUGAAGGCAUUGCCUCUCCGGUUCUCAACGUCUGGCGCCCUGGAUAUUUUGGGGUCUCCCUCCCACGAAUAGGGUCCGACCCCAUUAAAUUGAACGGCUCAAACGAUCUCAUCGUCACAUUACACGGAGAUGACAUAAUGGAAACCCUCAAGGCAAAGGGCUCAGGUGAAAGUAAUUCUCAGUCGACAGGGUCAGCGGUUGGGAUCGAAAUUACCCCACAUCGCUUCUUCAGAUGCCGUGUGUGUUACUGCCAUCGUGGAACUAUAUCUUUGCCCAUUGGUGAGCUAUGGAGCUUUACUGAGAUCGACGGCGAGCACUAUCAAUUCAAGCGGGUUGAUGAUGGUGUAAAUAAAAGCGUACCCACAAGGUCACUCGUAUGGCAGUUCUGCAAUAGCUGGGCACCGCCGAAAGAUCUUCCUGCGGACUUGCCAUUCGCCGUGAAUCGAGACGCCCGAGUCUGUCGAAUUAACGAGUUAGGCAAUGAUUAUGAACCAAGAUUCGGCAAAAGCCUCGCUGUAAUGAAUCGAGAGGGAUGCGUUCUCUUCGAUGAGGUGGAAUCAAAAAUGGCUGGGAUUCAGAGUGAUGCUAAGCAGUGGUUGAUUCUGCUGUCGGCCCUAGCUAUUGCGAGGUAUGAAGGUUGGCUAGUAAACUGA
Messenger RNA from Penicillium soppii, 759 nucleotides. RefSeq lists its product as uncharacterized. The record is from RefSeq and is a predicted model, not a curated record. The transcript has a single exon. NCBI's taxonomy places the organism in Eukaryota, Fungi, Ascomycota, Eurotiomycetes, Eurotiales, Aspergillaceae. Bases 1 to 759 code for a protein of 252 amino acids.